AUGGAUAUAAGGCGGUUGUGUUUGGUGCACAUCAUAACGACGAUAGCGAUGUUAUCCGGCUGCAACACACAGAGUAUCGAACAAGAAGGUACGUAUUUUCAUACGUGAUUUUCUGUACAAUCCGUCCGUGAUAAUACGACGACGGCCGUAUUUAAGAAGGGAGGGGGGAGUUAUUGGUGAGACGCAUCUCCCGUCUUUAUCAUUUUUUAGUAUCUACUACUAUUUAUGCGACUAUAUCUGCUUAAAACGGACUCUGUCCUAAGCACCUAAAUAAUACAAACGAUUUAAUAAUAAAAAAAUUACUAAUGAUACGAUAUAGGUACCUAGUUAUUUAAUUUCAACGGUAAUUUUACCGCAGAUUGAAUUAAUAAAUAACAAAUUAAACUUACAAGGUAUGACACAAUUUCCAAAUUUAAUAUCCUCUCCCCUGCUUGGUAAAAUCAUAAAUACGCCACUGCAUAAUAAUAAUACAUAGUACAUACUAUUAUGUAGUGGUUUAGAAAACUAUUGAUAUUUUAUAAUUUUUUGUUGGAUAUGGUGUCUGGAUUUUUUCAAAAGGAAGAGGGGGGUUAAGAACAAUAGUGGAAAACCUUUAUUACCUUUAUAACCAUAAUAUGACUAUUUUAUAAAUAUAGCUACAUAAAAAAUAUUUUCAUACAGGUGAAAACCAAACAAUAUUUGUCUGCAGACAUAUCACUGGUACAUUUGUUAUUUAUAUGGCCGUAUCUGGGGAGGGGGUGUUCAAGCAUACCUCCUCUCCGAUUGUGUCAAACAAUUACUAGAGAACUAUAGACAAACUGGUUGUACAUUUGUGUCACCUAGUACAAGUGAAAAAUCACUUUUAAAUCGAUAAUAGCAUCAUUUUCUUCCUUAUGGAAAUCUUGAAUGUACGGUUUUAACUUUUUAUAGCUGUGAUAGUAUUAUGGUAACUGCUAUAAAUUAUCACGGUAAUCUUAAUAUCAAUCAUCGUUGAUAUUAUAUAAUAUGUCAUCAUAAUCCGUUACUAAAGAGGGGAGGUUUCUGGACCCCGAGUCCACCCUCUUCGUUUCGCCAUUGGGUAUAUAUUAAAUCACGGUUAAUCAGAUGCAGCUGCACGCAUGGUCAACACGUGAAUAUAUUGUGCAUUACGUAUAUUUUAUUAUGAGUAAUACGCGUUUUACGGGGCAAGACGGGGCAUCUGCCCCCCCCCCCUGGACUUUAAAAUAUAAAUUUAAUAAUUAAUUGAUAUUAUUUUAUUUUAAGUACUUGUUGUUAUUUGAUUUUAUUCUUCCUGAUCAAUUUCCUGCGGAACUCUAAAUACAUAUAAAUAUUGAAUCCGUUGACAAAAUAAUAAAAUCUGUUUAAAAUUAUUGCUUGGAAUUAUUUUUUAUAUUUGUUUUUUUCAGAUAGCCUAACAGAGUCCAUGCACAACUACACCAAUUUGAAAAUAUUUUUAUGGUCGGGUUCUGGAGACGGUUCAACGGAAUCUACGGAAACGCCCGCCUCCGAAAAAAUUCCAUUUUAUUCAGUAAAUAAAUAAAUUAAUACGUAAUAUACGUCUAUCUUUAAUACGAAACGUGAGUGUAUAAAUAAGACACACGUAUUAUAUAAAUUUAAAUAUUUUAUAGGAAAAUCCUGAAGAUUGUAUAGGUGGACAAGACUGUAACAUUCGACCUACGUCCGUUGCGCCGCAUCCCGGGGUUAUUGACAUACCGCAAACCACCGAAAUACCGGACAAAGAAUAUUGGAUAGUAACUGAAUUACAUUUUCACUCGCUGUUGGAUGUUAAUAUUUCCAUACCAGUUAUGAAAGAAAAAUUGGCCGUCCUCUACACGAUUGCUUUCACUAGGUAGGUAUUUUUUAAUAUGGCACGCACUAUCCUAUAUAUAUAUAUAAAUAAAUACGCAUAUUAUAUAGAGUUCAAUUUAAUAUAAGGGUAUGCAGGAGCGUAACCAGGGGUGAGGUUUGGGGGUUAUAACUCCCUCCGAAAUUUAAGAUUUUCUUAUGAAUCAUAAUAAGUUCUAAUUAUUAGAACUUAUUAGAAUCUAAUAUGUAUUGCUUUGAUCAAAUAGCAGUAUUUCUUAUUUUAGACUUUUAUAUAUCUGCCACGUAGCGAAGAACCUAUAAUUGUUACUUAAAUUGCUUUCAGCAGUUCACAUCCUAUGUCUUUUGUAAUUGAUUCCUGGGUCACUUUGGCAGCAAGGGAAAAACACGACUAACUUUUUAUAUUACUACUCUACUCAAAAUCGUCUUUUUGUUUGCAAUGAUUUAUAAUUGAAAGGUAUAGUUUAUAAACUAAAUUACAUUGUUUAUUUUAUAUCUUUGUAAUUACCCACCUGCAAUAGUUGCCUACCCGUGAGCAGUAUCAACUUUUUGAAAUUCGUAACCCCUUCCGAAAAUAAAUCUUGGUUGUGCUAUUGAGGGUAUGUAAAAGGCAGCGGAUUAAGGGCCGAACUUGAAAAACUUGAAAAUGGGCUAUUAUUGUAUAUACAUUAAUAACACAAUAAGUUUUUUACAUUCAUGGGCCUAGCGGACGUGGUCGCCUGCUACCCUUGGUUUGGGUAUGCAAUAUUCCACCUUUUAUAAGUAUAAACGAUUGUGUUUAAAUUCAAUAAUAAAUAAACGAAAUAUACACACGUUUUUAAAUUAUAAAACGUAUAGAUAACAAACUGGUUGUGUUAUACUAAUUAUCGUAUGGCAUAUACUUUAACUACCAUACAUUAUGUUAUAUUAUAAGUUAUUAAGUUAUCUUGUUAAACGCAUACUAAUUAAAUAAAACCAAUAUAAUGUAAUCACCGCGGAUUCACAUUUUCCAAUUUAAAAUUUCUUAUACGCGUUUUAUUCUAUUUGUGGACUCUUUAACUUUCGUCAAUUUUCCGUUUUUUCCUGUACGGCCCAUGUUUAAUUUUUUUAAUAAUCAUCAAAUGUUUAUUUAUUUAUUUUUGUAAUAAAUAUGUAUAAAAUAUGACGCAUACAAUAUUAAUAAACGAGUAUAAUAGCGUUCUGACAGUUCGGUACAAAUAUUGUAGUUUAAUCCGGAACUAAUUGUAACACGGUGUAUAAAUCAUAUAGAGCGCAGGCUACUGCAGCAAUGAUAUGACCUAUAUUUUUCAUGAAAAAUGAUUCAUUCUUAAAGUCACAUAGUGGUGGGUUACCGAUUGACAUCGGGAAUGAAAUGGAUAUGAGUUUCAAUAAUGCAUCGUAACGAUGCGAACGUUUGAUCAAUAAAAUAAUAUCGUAUAACUAAAAUAAUAAUAUAAUACGACGAUUCCGGACUAUUAGUCGUACAUAGAGCCACGGACAAUACAGUUUAACUUUUGUUUUAUGUGAUUUCACUUGCAUAGGCAACAGGCUCAACAUCUCGGACUAAAUGCGGCGAAUUGGACGGAAGAAGAAGUAAACUUAUAUCGAAAUCGGAGAUGGGAUACCCACGAAAAACCGAUUAAAGUCGGGGUACAUGUUCUGUCCAUUGUGAACAAAUUAGAUUUGGUUUAUUAUGUUACCGUGAACGAGCAUCCCGUAUCGGCUGCUACGGCAGUGCGUGAUAUGAGCCUUGUUACAGUCCAAGAAGCAGCAGAUUACCUCGGAUAUACCGUCAAAAUAAAAGCUCGCCGUGAGUAAAACUCUUGUUUUUAUUUGUUAAAAACAAAUUAAUUUGAAAAUCCAUUUCGUAGCUUACUUGGACGGAUUACACUUUCAAAGAGUUCGCGGAGGCGUGAGUUACAGUAAGAUUUUGAUUAUAAUCACCGCAGUGUCUAUAAUUAUUUUAGCACUCGCUGCGGGCUUUGUCAUAGCGCAUAAAAAGAAGAAAAGAAAAAAUAGCAUUAGUUCCGGCAAAACUAAUAUGGCGUGCGAAGAACAAACUCCCCACCGAGAAGUAAUUUUUAUAUUAUAAAUUAUUAAUUAAGUAAAACUACGAGAACGACACGAUGAUAAAAUAAUGUUCAAAUUUGUUUGAAGGUAAAAACCGAAGCCACGUCUACGGAGGAUAUCAGUACUUUACAAACACCCGAACCGAAGCCGAGAAAUAGAAAUAAGAUUUCGAAUUCUUUGCUAUCCAUGCAGGCAGUUAAUAAAUUUCAAAAGUUAGUAAGUUAAAUUAAUACGGAACGGCAGGACGUUAGAAUAAAUAAUUGAAAAUCGAAUAAUAAAUUAAUCAUAUUAUAGUGGAGAUGAUGUCUUUCUGGACUUCUUAGUUCUGAGUACUGUAUAAUAAUAUGGACGAAUCAUAAUACAAUUUGUGCGUAUACGUACGCUAUACAAGUCAAAUAAUUUGACUUUUAUAACAAACAAACGAUUUAAGUGCAUAUAUACUACAGUAUACUCGUAAUAAUUAUUAUUAUAAUAAUACGAAUAACUCGACGAAUAUAUACGUCGAACAGAUUCGACGAUUUUAUCAUUCCUGCGGCGUUUCAGUGCAGUAUACGGCGAGAAAUAAGUAGCCAUCUGCCAUCGAGAUCAAACCGACACGAUAAAACCGUUUAAACGGUUGCCAGAUACGUUUCGGGUAUCCCGGGGUGAAGUAUCCUACAUAGAAAUAAUAAUAUAUGAACGACCGGUGCCGGCUUAAUGAACGGAUUACGCAGCGAUAAUUCAAAAAACAACAGAUAGGCAGUAUAUAAUUAUACCUACGUAUAUUGUUCAAAAUAAUUUCAUGAGUGUGUUUAUUUUUAAUUUUUUUUUUUUUUUUUUACGUAUAAUCAUUUUAAUCGCGUAUAAAAAGAAAUGUAACAAUAAGCGUACAAAAAAUUAAUAACUUCACGCAACAUUAUCGCAAUGUCAUGAUCAUGUCGUAUUUCUUGUGAAAUAAUAAUUAUACUGCAGGAACGAACAAAAGUUUUUAAACUAUACUAAUUAAGCGUGAAAGUCAUUCAGGACUAUAUAAGUAUUACAUUUGUUUCGAUGUUAUAAUAAAUAAAUUAACGGUUUUAUGUACUCCUACUAACAUACAUAAAACGAACAUUUUUUUUUUUUUUUUUUAAUGUAAUUUUACUCGCGUAUUAUCAACAAGUAGGUUGAUAUACAUUUGGAAAAUCUGAAAUAAAGUUGGAGAUAGGUACAACUCGAUUAUAUAUUAUUAUAUACAGGAUGAUUCACUAAGUGUGUAGCUCAUUUCAUUUUUUGGUUAAAUUUUGCUUGUAUUCAAAUUCUGGUUUUGGUAUUUUUAAGCGUGUAGUUAAAGCCGAAAUUUUCGAACACUUAGAUUUUUCACAACAUUUAAGGAGAAUCAUGUGAUGAUCCUAAUUUCGGUAACAUCCUUAAAUGUUGUGAAAAAUCUAAGUAUUCGAAAAUUUCGGCUUUAACUACACGCUUAAAAAUACCAAAACCAGAAUUUGAAUACAAGCAAAAUUUAACCCAAACAAGUAGCAAGAAACAAGUACAAAGAAGUAGGGAAGGUAGGAUAUAGAGGAAAAUUUAAAUUUUAUUUGUACGCAACGAUAAACCAUUGCUAACAAAAGACGAUUCGGAGCGACAGUUUCUUUUAUAUCAUAUACACAUACAUUUUCCCGUUGUUCUUAAGUUUUUUUCCGAUUAUUAUGAAAACCGUCUUGAAAAUCAAUAAAUUACUAUUCUGAAGUACCAAUUAAAUAAAAUUCGCUUUCAGAAAAGGUGUUGCACUUGAUACAUCAGAGUAAGAUUUCCGGUAGACAAUUUUCUAACAGAAUAAAAAAAUAAAAUACAAAUCUUUGUACAACCAAUAUAUAGGUGCUUCGCUCCUAAUCUAAAAUUUGUAAUUUUUACUGAAAAUUUACACGUCUACAGGACCGGAUGAAUGGAUCCGCACGCUUCCUGAAGUCUGAUUUUCGAAAGUAAACCUUUAAAGGUUGGUUCACACAGGGCUUUUGGUAUUUUCGAAAAUUGAGUUAUUUUUGUUGGUCAUGUGUUUCUUUACUGACAAGGAUGAAAAAAUAAACUACUAAUUCUUAGUUGAAUUUGUUAUCACAGAUAAGAAAGUACCCUUAAAAAAAAUUAAUUACUGGGCAAUAACGGUGACAGGUCAUGAAACAGGGUCAUGGUCUUACGGGGAGACACAUUUUUUUAAAUUUUUUCGUUCAAUACAAAGACGUUCGGGACAGUGAUUUAAAAAUAUUAUCAGAAUUUAAUUAUUUUUUAUUUUUCACUUAUAUUGUUUCAUUUAUUUAUAUUUUGAAAACGUAAGAACAUAAAAAAAAAAAUGUCGAUGUAUUAUUUCAUGUUUGACUGUUAAAAUAUAUUAUGUACACAAACACAUACCAAUAAUUGGGGAGUUUCUGACGUGUAAAAAUAACUGGCGUGCCGACAAUUAAACAAAUGAUUAAAGCAAUUAAAAAUAUUAAAAUUUAAUUAUUUUUUAUAACAUUUUCAUUCUUUUCAUCUUCUUAAAGACAUUGAAAUUAAAUUGUUUUGUUCUUCUACUAUCUUAAUUACAAAACAGUACCAUUUAAGUCUAGUUUAACAAUAAUAAUAUACUUUUAUAAUAUAUUUUAUCAUUUUUUUUUAUUGAACCGGUCCAUAAUUAAUGCGAUAUUUAAUAAUCAUAGUGUAAAUUACGAUUAAAAGGUUGAAUUCUAUAUUGUUCAAUUUUAUUUUACGACAUUAAAAAUUAUGUACUCGUAUUUCAACAUAAUUUUGUGUAAACACUAUAGGUUGUAUAUAAUAACAAAGAAUAUUAUUAUUAAAAUAACAGUGAAACCGAUUUAACUGAAAACCACGUACAACAUAUAAACUAUAAUACAAUUAUAAUAAACGAGAAUAUACUUAAUGUUCGUGAAGUAAAAAAUAAGAGAAAGAUAGAAAGAGAGAGAGAGAGCGGAAAAGCACAUUAAUUUAUUUCUCACUUCAAUCAUAUUUUUUUAAAUACUUCAUACAAUACAAUAAAAUAGAAAAAAAAAAAUAUUCCUGCAUACACAAAAUAGCGUCUAAACGAAUUAUUAAAUUGUUUUCAUACUUUAAAAGGAACUCUGUAGGUAAACAAUUGUCCGAAUAGACUCGUUCGUAAUAUAUAGGUACGUAUUAUUUCUGUUCAACCCGCAGAAAUUUUGUACAAUAAUAAUGGCAAUGUUAGAGUUGCUUUCGAGACUAAAAUAAUAAUUUAAUGAAACCAAUUAAUGUAUAGCACUAAGGGCUUCACGAACAUGUCCCCUACUUUUGAUAUAAUGCUGGCGUAUACAAACAUUACAAACUCAAAUUUAAUUAUAAAAAACUCGACCAUGUAGAAAUUAUCUUAGUAUAACUAUAUAAUUAUUGUGACAUUUUACCAAAUGUGAACAGUUUAUUUUAAGGUUGAGAUAUUUGGUAAUUAUUCUGAUAUUUUAAAAUAAUUGAUUUUGAAACAGUAAUUUGUACUUUGGUUUGAUUUAAGCUUAUUUUUAAUUUAUUGUGUUUUUAGGGAUUCAAUGCCUGAGCCGUUGACCAAAGUACUGGAAGAAAAUACUCAUUUAAAUGAAAAUAAAAACGUGCAAAAAUUAACGAGACAUGAAAGCAUUGGCGGCCAAGAUCCUGGAGUGGUCGGACCAAUUGUUUGGGAUUUGCAUUGUAAACAAAUGCAAAUUAAAAGUAGUGAGUCUAAAUAAAUACAAAUUCGCUACUAGAAACCCACCCCUGAAGAUGAUGUUUGAAGCGAGUUUUUCGGUAGAAAAGUUGCUAUUAGACACAGAUACAAAUCUGAAUGAACAGUUCAAAUAUUUUGAAAAGCCCCCACGGGUCGAGUUCAAUCAUGAUCUAUCCAAGGUCACUUUUUAAAUCGCAUAGUCUCUCGUAUUUUAUUUUCCAAACAUAAUUUCGUUCUUAAUUAUUCGAGUUCUGAGUAUGUAAUAGUGUUUGUAAUAUAUGAACAAAGAAGUUAAAAAAAAAAUAAAAUUCCGUUAAUUUUUUAAAUUAGGUAUAACUGUUAUUUGUUUUUAUGUAAACAUUUAAAUUAUAUAAUCGAUAUAGCAAUUUACAAAAUAGGUUAUCUUAGUUGUUGAUAUUUUCUUCUAUAUAAUUUAUAAUACGCUGGUGCCUACCUAACAUAAACAAGUACAAGAAGCAUUUUAUAUUUUCUAAACAAAAAUGAAAUUAUAUUUAAAAAAAUAAAACAAAAUUAUUAGGAACGGGCCGAUACCACUCUUUACCGAUAUCCGAUAUUUGAAAUCGAAAACCACCAGUUGAUAUUGAAAUUAACCGGUAUGCUGGCUGAACAUUUAAUUUUUUUCAAAAUGCAUUUUUCGUAUCCCAAAGACAUUAUAGACAUCUGCCAACGAGAAUGCCGGGUCAAAUGACGGUAUUGACAACCUCCUUCCCCCGAUAUUGGCCGAUAGCUGAGUUUAUCGAUUUAUGUACCGGCUUUAUGCACACAUCUAAACAUUGUCAUUGCAGACGAUCCGGAUAACGAUUCGUGUUCGAGCUUCGACGCGUUCAACGCCAUGGACGCAAACGUGACGAAAAUGCGACAAAAAUUUCACGAACUUCUCGACGACGCGUUCACGUUGUUCGGUAGUCGAAACUCGAGUUUUCACAGCGGCGACAGUAGUCCGUCGUUGAGCAACAACGAACAAAGAUCGAAAUCGGCUCCGUUUAGGUGAGUGCGUAAUAGGCGAGAAUCCAGGGGCGGCUCCAAAGACUUGGUUGGGAGGGGGGAGGGAGCCAAAUCAUAUUUAGCAGAAUACUGUAUAACUUAAAUAUUUACUGUAUAUUUUACAGUUUAUUUACUUACAUAUAUAUAUACUCAAUAGCAUAGAUAGUAUGGAAUAUUGAUGAUACCUUUAACUGCACGCUUGUCUGUAAUAGUCUAUUUAGUUCCCUUUAAUGUUUUUUUUUUUUUUUUUUAACAAAAAAUACGGGCUGGGGGUUGAAAUUAUAAUAAUUGUUAUUAUUUCGUACGUUAUUGUUUAUUAAAAAAAAAAAAACCGUAUAGGUAUAACGAGUAAUAUUAUUACGGCGUUAUAAAUGAGCGCGUACGGUCGACCAGGUCGGCUGGGUUACAAUACGAUGUAUGGGUAAUGUGAUUUACACAAUAUUAACAUUUAUAAUAAAGGGCAACGAGUGUGUAUAGCUAUUUUACGUACACGUUGUUACACAGUUUACACAGAGGAAAAUAAUAUUCUUGUUCGUAUUAUAAGCAUACGGAUGUUCGUUCCAGCGGCGGCGUGCGGAAGCUUAGUAGGCGCCAAAAAAAAAAAUGAAAUAAUAAAUAAAUACAUUAAUCGAUAGGCAACCGUCGGGAAAGGUACAUCCUAGUUGGUUCCCAGAUUAUUUUAAUAAAACGUUGAAUGUAUGGGCGUAUAGUAGUUUCUCUUUUUACGUAAUAUUAUGUUUCCUUGAUUGACCGUUAUUUAUUUACGGCCAUUGUUGACGAAGGGGAGAUCUGGGUGUCAAAUGUAUCGCUAGACCUAGCUAAGAGGGCUGAAUUAAAUGAUUCUAAAUCCAAGAAGAGUGGAUUUGUUAUUACGAAUAAUUGUAUAUAAUUUGUUAUUAAUAUCUGUACGUCUAUCUCUACCAAUUAGCUAUUAGUAUUGUUUUGUUUAAAUGUAAGACGAAUUUAUAGAAUAACAAUGACAUUUCUUUUCUACUAAACCGAACCACUGAAAAUAAGUCUUAGAGCUACGAAGUUUGUAGCAACCCUUCUAUACAGUUUUCAAAAUCUUUCCACCGCCUCCUCCAAGAUCUAUCCCAAAUUACGCCACUGUUUAUUUAUUAUGAAUUCGUAGAUAAACAUAAUGAUGGGAACUAUUGUAAUAUGAACUGAACAAUUAACCGAAUUAUACGUUGUAAUAUUAUUGUAUUUGGCCUUUUUCGAAAGCCUUCCACAGCAUAGUGGGAACCAACACGGAUGCAGCCACGUCUACACCUACUGUAUAAUGUUGCGAACCGGAUAUACUAAGUCCCAAGCGUUUCCUGAUUGCCGACCUAAACAACAUAAAUAUUUAAUUUCUUAAUAUAAUCAGCGUUUGAAUUGGAGGGAGGGAUCGCGGGGGGACGGAGUACCACUUAUUUUCUAAAAAUAUUUUAACGUACAUACCAUUUUCAAUUUUUCUUAGUGGGUGUAAUUAGGUUGAAUCCGAUCGUUACAAGAGACGCUACUUUUUCUUUUUCUUUUUUUAAGUUUUAUGAGGCUUGCGUUACUAUGGGUGCUAUGAUACCCCUUUUUGUUCCGGUUCGAGCAAUGAAAAUAAUGGAGACAAUAGUACCCGCGAACGCUAAAUAUCGUAAACCGCUCUAACCUAUACUAAGCUAUACUAAUAUCGUACGGUCGGCGUUGCAAAUAAUAAUUCGCCGGUGCUCUGGGCGAGACAGUCUGCAAAAAAAUAAAUAACGAACGGCUAUGUGUUUUCCGCGCAGGUCUUCCGCGACGUCUGCAGACGGCCGUUCGUCGUGCCGGCCCAAGACAUCGGUGGACUCGGGCGGCGGCCGCGCUGAAGACGACGAGCUUGCGGCUGCCACGGCGGCCAGUUCGUGUUGGGCGUUGUCGCCGGGCGAGGCGUGGGCCGGUUCGGACGGGUCGGUGUUCGUGCCCCGGCCGCUGAGCGCCGGCCCGUUCCACCGGCCCGUCUUGCGCACCGAAUUCAUCAGCUCGGACGCCAACCUGUCGCCCCAGGACCCCGCGGUUCCGCUUAUCAAGGCCAUACGGAAGGAACUGGACAGAUUCCCGUCGUCGCCUGACCCGCACGCCGCCGACUCGUCGUCCCGGUGAUGAAUCCAAAGCGGACCGGCACUAAUUUGUACGCAGUUAGAAAGUUAGAAUUACGUUGAAAAUGUAUACUCUUGUAAAUAGCCCAAAAACUUAUGACCCGCAGUUAGAUGACAUCCCGCUGCAGAAUGACUUUCUAACUAUAAUGUUGGAAUGCGUUGUGCUGAAAUGUAAUUCUAUUUAUCCACACGACCCUUUGAAGAGAAACCAAACAAACGACUCGGUAGUUUUUCGGUGAUUUCGGCGGGCAUUUUUUGUCUUUUAAUUCUACAUUCGAAACGUGAUAACGAUUUCGAUGUUUUAUCAUCGCGAUUAAUUCCGGAUUACCUAUAAUGUGAUCGGGGCCCGAGACUUUAUGCGCUCGAAAUCCACAAAAAACCGACCGAAAACGUCAAAAAAUACACACUUAAUUAAGAAAAAAAGAUAGUAUGUUUUUAAAAGUCGCCCCCGUCUACGGGCUCUAACUUGUAAAAUACAAUUUUCGAACACUACAAAAACGAUUAACACACGUUUUUAAAUAAAAUUGUAAGUAUUAUAUAUGGAAAAAAAAAAUGCGUAUUAAUCGUUUUCGUAUAGUGUUAAAAAUCGGAUUUAAUGGUAUUAUAUAUAGAACCGUCUGUCAUUUUUGUUUUUUAAAAUAUUUUUUCAGGGCUCUUUUGAGGUUUUUUAAACGCUUUCCUGUGGAUUUUAAACUCAUAAAAACCCGAGCCCUACUAAUAUGAGUAGCAUAACCGAGGAAAAUAACAUAAAAAAAAAAAAAAUAAAUAAUCGACCGUACGUUUUAAAAUAUCCGACUUUCAAUUUCACCGGAUUUUUUUUUUUUUUACGAGUUGCUCAAUACCGAAUUAUUUACAGGGCCCAUGGCAGUUCUCUUAAAACUGAUAACAAAAAAAAAAAAAAUGUUAUCGGAUCAGAUUGAUCAACACUUAAACCUAAAGUCUCGAUAUAAUGAUAAUUAUGUUUUUUUUAUGUACAAUACAUUUCGGUGAACGCAGGUGAACUUAGAAGACGACGAGAAAAUUAUAAAUACACUGAACAUAAGACGUUUAUACUUUUGAAAUCAAAAUUAUUAUUAUAGAUCUCAAAAUCGGGUUGUAUAACGGGUUUUUGAACGACAACACUAAAAUUCCAAUUUUUUUACAUUAAUUGCAGGGAUAAUGAGUAAAAAUAUUUAAAUUUCUUUUAAAUUUUUAUAUUUUGGUGAAAAAUAACAUUUUUAGCUCUUUCCAGUCCUGCGUUCGUGGUACAGGCUGACGCACAAACCGAUAAAGAAUUAUUAUUUGGAAUAAUUUACAAUUUUUUUUUUUUUUUUUUUUGUCGGUAUGAGAUAUUUUUUUAUCAUUUUUAAGAGCUAACUGCUUUUGGCCCUGAUCUACAACGCGCAGCGUUCGUCAUGAAAAUCCGGGUAACCGCUCGAACGACGACCACUCGGAUGACUCAUAUCAUAGCCUGCACGGUACGAAAUCGACACAG
Molecule: messenger RNA, 12100 nt
Organism: Cinara cedri
Lineage: Eukaryota; Metazoa; Arthropoda; Insecta; Hemiptera; Aphididae
Source: the annotation of a GenBank genome assembly